GAGGAAAACUCCCAGAAUCCAUUGCUCCUUUCACUUCCUCCAAAUCUCCUCAGCUGAAGCUUUAGCAUUAGCACUCAAUCUGCACCAUGUCCGCUCUGCUCAAAGGACUCGCUCGAAUCCGCUCGGCCCCGGUUCUGCGGGGAACAGCCAUCACCCAGCGGGCUAACAUUACAUCCAAACCCGCAAAGGACGUACACGGACCGGCUGAGACAACAAUUGGUCUCACCCUGUUUGCUCUGGCUAUCCUGGUUCCAUCCGGUUGGGUCUUGGCUAACCUUGAGAGCUACAAGAAGAAGGAUGCCUGAAAAAGAAGUCUGCUGGGAUCAUGCCUUUAAACCUGUAUUGGGACCACAGGAACCGCUGUCUGACCACCUUCAAUGUUCCCUUCUUUAACAGGCAGUCUGCCUUCUCUCAUUCACACCAGUCUCUAAAAUAUCAAAUCAAUGAAUGAAUGACUGCUGCCCAGUGACUUGUAAUAAUUGGGGAUCUUGUGGAUGUUGUUACUUAAAAAUAAACAUGUUAUUUAAAUUCUGA
Messenger RNA from Silurus meridionalis, 534 nucleotides. Its product is annotated as cytochrome c oxidase subunit 8B, mitochondrial. Gene Ontology annotation, biological process: mitochondrial electron transport, cytochrome c to oxygen. Lineage: Eukaryota; Metazoa; Chordata; Actinopteri; Siluriformes; Siluridae. Gene Ontology annotation, cellular component: mitochondrion. The record is from RefSeq and is a predicted model, not a curated record. The transcript has 2 exons. Bases 87 to 305 code for a protein of 72 amino acids.